Messenger RNA from Sugiyamaella lignohabitans, 1404 nucleotides. RefSeq lists its product as uncharacterized. Gene Ontology annotation, cellular component: membrane. Gene Ontology annotation, molecular function: transmembrane transporter activity. The record is from RefSeq and is a predicted model, not a curated record. Gene Ontology annotation, biological process: transmembrane transport. The transcript has a single exon. NCBI's taxonomy places the organism in Eukaryota, Fungi, Ascomycota, Dipodascomycetes, Dipodascales, Trichomonascaceae. Bases 1 to 1404 code for a protein of 467 amino acids.
AUGUCGGUAGAACACCAAAAAAGCUAUGAUUCAGAUAGCAGGACGGCCCUAGGCUCUACUCAUGGGAAAGAUGAAACUCUCGUUCAUGAUACAGACUGUGUCCAGUCAACUUUAGAUGCCAACGGGUCAGAUGGGUCUCCAGUAUACAAGGUAUACAAGCGAAGAUGGUUUGGUAUUCUUGUUCUUGCGCUAUUAAAUAUUUGUGCUUCUUGGGGUUGGUUAUCAUUUGCUGCCAUCUCUCCUUUGGUUGCUGAAUACUUUAAUUUAGAAUCUCAGGCUCCUGUUAACUGGCUGUCCACAGUCAUUCUUUUUUCUUAUAUUGUUAUAUCGCCUUUAGUUUGGUGGGUGCUGGUGAAGUACAAUAUUCGAUAUGCUCUAAUAUUAUGCUCCAUUUUCAUUAUUGUAGGUAACUGGGUCAGAUACGCUGGCGUAAAGACCGGAAACUUUGGUGCUACUAUGUUUGGUCAGAUAUUAAUUGGUUUUGCACAACCUUUCGCUCUGAGUUCUCCUGCUUACUAUACUGACAUCUGGUUUACAUCAUCAUCACGUGUAUCUGCCAAUGCCAUUGCGUCAUUGGCAAACCCUUUAGGAGGUGCUAUAGCCCAGUUAGUGGGACCCGCCAUUGUUCUCCAAGCAGACCAAUUGCCCACUUUCAUUGUCAUCACUGCUGGUGUAACUACUGCAUGUGGUUUGCUUAGUUUUAUUGUUCCCAUAAGACCCGAGCUUCCAGCAUGUCCUAGUUCGACGAUUGUCAAAAUGGGAGCAAAUGAUUCAAUCAAGAUGCUGCUGACCAGCAUCAAGUUUAUUGCUGUCUUGGUCAUGUUUUCCAUUUAUGUUGGGUUUUUUAACGCAUUUAGUACAUAUACUGCUCAGAUCAUGGUCCCUUAUGGCUAUAGUACUAAUGAAGCUGGUAUUGCAGGUGCUAUACUCAUUGUGUGUGGUAUUGUGUUUGCCGCUGUCACAUCUCCCUUGGUUGACAGAACUCACAUUUUCAUCUGGAUUAUCGUUAUUCAGGUACCACUUAUUUGUGGUGGUUAUAUUGCAGCUGUGUUCAUGUGCACAGAAUCUGGACAAUUGGUUGGACCCUAUCUUGUUUCCGCCAUUCUAGGAGCCACCUCAUUUUCGUUGUUGCCAAUUUUCUUGGAAUGGACACAGGAGCAGACUUCACCUGCUGACCCUGCCGUAUCUUCCUCUUUACUUUGGAUCGGUGGCCAGCUAUUUGGUGCCAUUUUUAUUAUUGUCAUGAAUGCUCUGAAGUAUCCUGAUAACGUUGGAAACCCUCCUGGUAAUAUGAGACGUUCACUCAUUUUUCAGGCUGUUAUCGCAUGUGUCGGACUGUUGCCAAUCAUUGUUAUCUUCAAGUCCAGGCAUAAUACUCGAGUGACAUUAGAUACCAGAGCCUAG